This is a messenger RNA of Dreissena polymorpha, 5230 nucleotides long. RefSeq lists its product as uncharacterized. The coding region runs from base 298 to 3138 and encodes 946 amino acids. The record is from RefSeq and is a predicted model, not a curated record. NCBI's taxonomy places the organism in Eukaryota, Metazoa, Mollusca, Bivalvia, Myida, Dreissenidae. The transcript is spliced from 2 exons.
AACAUUCUUUCAUCGCUUCCGCUUGUGAAAACGAAACUGCAUUGACCUUAUAAACAUAUAAAAUUGUCAUAACUAAGUUAGUAAUUUUACUUAGAUGACUAUAAUUGUGAAAGGAUAAUUCUCAAUGACAAUAUGACGAAUUAGUUCAUCCAUUUUACGCGUCGAACCACCACUAAUUUGUAAUUGCAAGUGUACAGUUAAUCUAAAGUAUGGACGGCCGGCGGGCCAUAGUAAUUGGAAUGAAGCUAGUGUCCUAAUCAGUUCUUCUCAAACUGGUUUCGUUACAUAAGGUCUAAAAUGAUCGACCCUGAAGAAACCCAAUCAAUUUUAGGAGGUGGUGAUGAUGGAACUGAACCCACAGCCAUUGAGGUUGCUCGUAGUUUGCAGAUAGUUAAAGACAACAUUAAUGAUGAGAAGGUUAAAACAGACUUACAAGACAUAAUUUCAAAAAUAGCUCAUGGAUCAGUCCAGGAGAGAAGCUUUAAUAUUUUGACAGAGAAUUUAAGGAGUUUUGUAACCAAUCUUGGAUCUAGUGUGCACUUGUCGUUAGGUCAGACCAGGCAGAUCAUUCAAACCAUUACUGUACUGUGGAAUAAACCCUUUAUUGCCAGGCAUGUGAUAAGAGAGGUUUACAAUGAGGAUAUUGGGGAUGAAACACAAGUGCCCAAUGAUGUUAAAAACAUGGAUGGAAAAAGAAUUGAGAUUUAUUCUAAAGCUCUUAAAGAUGGGAUAGAGGAAAUAAGGAACAUUCGACUGAUGGUUUUGGGUAUGUUUGGUGUGGGUAAAACAUCUCUUGUAAACAAUCUGAUUAAGGACUUUAGAGACAAAAACAUAACACCGCUUAGCACGGAAGGCAUUGACUUGCACAAAUGUCAGCUUAUGGAAAAUGGUGAUUGGUGCUUAGAUAAAGAACAUAAAUUGACCAAAUACCAAUCUAGAUUCAAUAAGGGGUUCAAGGAAAUAGCAAUAUCUCCAUCGUUACAAAAGAGUGUUCGGGAUGAUUUUGAUAUAAAGCCUGUGCAAGGCGCACAUGUUGCUAGUAACAUUCCUGUUAACCAAAGCGAUACGCGGUCGUUGGAAACGAUUGCGAAAAUAGUUAAAGAACAAAUAGAAGAGGACAUUGUUAAAAACGUAUUACCAGUUUUUGAGAAACAAAACGAAAACAUAAGAGAACAGGACGUUAAACAAAUUUCUUCUGAAACAAGAACAACUGUGUCUGUUUGGGAUUUUGCUGGCCAGACGCUCUACUAUUCUACUCAUCAGUUUUUCUUAAAUAAAAGGUCUGUAUAUUUAGUUUUGAUGGAUAUGACAAAAAGUUUAGAUGAUAAUGUGAGAGAAGACGAUGAGGCAAGUGGAAUCUGGUGUGGUUUGAUGAAGGACUGCACGUAUUUGGAAGUCUUCAAGUUCUGGCUAAAUGCAAUCCACUUGUACAGCGAUUUUAGGUCAUCGGAAGAAAACCUGAAGCCAAGUAUUAUUUUAGUUGGCACUCGUAAAGAUGAAAUGGUGGGAAACAACGAUGAAAAAGAAAUAAAAAACGAUACGUAUUUCGAGAACGCACUUCGCAGGGCUUUUGAGGAGGAUUCGCCAAUAUUAAAGCACAUUCAUCCCCGAAAAUUCUUGGUUAAUAAUUUGUCUCCGGAAGAUCCAGUUUUUAAGCAAUUACGAACCGAAAUCCUUGGCUUAGCUGAGACUCAAGAAUAUUGGGGUGAAAAGAGUCCUCUCAAAUGGAUUCCUUUGGAGCAAUCAUUGGAUAAAUUGCGAGAUGAAGGAAAACAGCUUCUUAAAAUGGAAGACGUAGAAAAAGCAAAUCAAUCAAAUGUAGUCCCACUGGGUGGGGAUGAACUAGCCUUGUUUUUGGACAUUCAGCACAGGCAUGGGAACAUACUAUAUUUUAACACUGAUAAACUUAAGAAAUUAAUUGUUCUUGCUCCGCAGUGGAUCAUUCAAGCAUUCAAGUGCUUUAUAACGCAUAUAAUGCAUAAGAACCCAAUCAAUUUGGAUUCUUGGAAAGAUUAUAUAGAUCUUGCUAUUCUUAAACCUGAGGUUUUCAGUGAAAUAAUGGACAAAAGCGAUAAAACUAUAGGUGACAACAGAGUUGAUGUCAUUAAUUAUAUGGAGCAUCUAGAUGUUAUGGCAAAGCCACUAAAAUUAGAAGAAGUCAAAGAAGCAAGAACCAAGGCUACUGAUCACCAAAUUGAUGAAGAUAAAUCGGUUGCAGUUGUACAUGGAAAUACAAAAUAUACCAAAUAUCUUGACUUUCAUAUUGUUCCUUGUCGACUAAAGAAACCACCGCCUCCGAUAUCCCGAUUCACUUCACCCCCCGAAACCAACAGAAAAACGCAAGUCUUAUGCUUUGUUUUUUGUGAAAAAUUUAUGCCUCCGUCGUUCUUCCACAGACUUGUUGCUGUGUGUAUUCGCAAAUGGCCUAUCAGCCAAGAAGACAACAAAAACCAGUUGUACAAUGGGCUUGCUGUGUUUGACCUUCGUCCAGCAUACACUUUGACAAUCUGGUACAAGGACCACAUCAUUUAUGCAAGAAUAUCUUCUUGUUCAAGGAAAAACGUGGCAGACUUUGAAGUUACAUUAUGUGAAGACGUAAGACACACUCUCCGAUUUAGUUUGCGAAAUUUUGUUGGCCACUCAGUAGAAAAUCCUGGGGCUGCUGCUGCAUUUGAUGAGUACAUUCAGUGUCCUUCCAUGCAAGAGUUUUUACACAAUAAGGGCAUGCUGCUAGUGAAAGAUUUCAUGUAUGAAAAUGAAUUAAACUGCAAAUCAUGUCCUAAACGCCAUACAGUGGAAAGAGCAGAGGCUUUGCAAUAUUGGUUCAAAAACGAAUUAGAACAAGCAGACAAGAAUGAUGAUACUUUAAAUAGACCAGUGCAAGACAGUGAUCUAUUGAACGUUGCUAAAUCCGUUAAUGAUGAAUUCUGGAUGCUGGGAAUUGAACUUGGUUUGAAAGAGUUUCAAAUGAACCAGUUAUAUGAUGCCCCAGAAUGCAGAAGAGAUCAUUGUACAUUCGUUUACAAGUAUUUGGUAAAAUGGCGGAAUACCGCUGGAGAGAAAUCAACACUGCAAUUUCUUAAUAGAGCCAUGAAUGCUGCACGACUGUCCUGUUCAAAAAGCCACACGCCUAAAUAAAUACCUGCAUUAAAUGUCUACAGCUCAGUGAAUAUAGAAAUGACGAUUGCAUUGUUUUACGUAACUUACGGUUCGUGAAAUACGUAGUUAAUAGUAUACUAUUGUAAAUGUAUUUUUUCAAGCAUAGUAUUUCUGUUUUUGUGACGAAAUUUCUCAAUUGAUCUUCAACAAAAAUAAUGUCUUGUUGAAUGAUGUGAUUAGUUUAUCCCGUGAAUACUUUAUCUUCAAAGUUAUGAAAUAUUCAGACGGACGACUUACUUAUUAGCACAGGUGUGCGUGUGCGCAAUAACUUUUUAAUUAUUUUUUUCAUAAGAAUAAAUGUAUUUUAAACUUUAAAACUUUUAAAGAAAGAGGCCUUUUUUAUAUCAAUUUUCGAUAAUUACAUUUAAGCACUAUGUUUUUUUUAUAAAAAUAACUUCAUGAUUAAUGCAAAUUGAUUGUAAUUAAUUUUAUUUAGGUUGACACUCGAAUCAUAAAGUUGUUUCCGUUUUCAUGUUACGUUAGACUUCCGCACGUGUGUUUGUUAAUGGUUGAUACCGACAUUAAUGCAUAAUGUUUAAAUGCUUGCUGGGGGUAACAUUUUCAUGUCCGUGGUCGUAAAUGUGAUAAAAUUCGGUCAGUCGGUUUAGUUAUUGGAAAUGAAACGUGCACUAAGUCAUACCGGCAAAACAUCUACAGAUUCAUUUUAGUUCAAUGAGUUUAACUGAAACAGUUUAAGCCAUAAAUGUGUAUGUGCGCGAUGAAAAGGAGAAAACUUGUCUGCUACAAAUACUGUAUUAUUUUAAAUAUAAAAGUACAAGUGUCGGUCAGAUGAGUCCAUCAUAUAACAGAUUUACUACGUCGUUGUCAGAGUGUGUGUUUGCUUCUUGACACGUGAUACCUAUUCAAAAGAAAAUGAUGUGAUCAAAAGAAAACUUCGAUUGUUUUCAUUUCGAAUUUAGUGUUUUAUUUAGUCAAAUUCGAUUGUUGACAAUUUAAUUUUAGUUAAUGUUAUUUGUAAUCGCUUUUAUGUUCAUAUAACUUAAUUACCACUAACAUUGAUACAUUUAAUAGUAAGAAAUAAUUAUUUGAUCGCUUAGUGGUAAAACUGAGUGCGUCAUUAUGAAUAACUUACACAGAAUGUAUGUCCUAAUUUAACGUUUAAAGUCCUAUAUUUACACAAGUGUGUGCAAUUAUACAAUAUUGCGAACAUACCGUUUGCGGGGGAUUGGCAAUUUCCAUAGGCGUCCCCCUCCCUGCCUCUGCCCAAUUAGGGCAGUUGUUAGAUAGUGUAAUACGUAUGUGCUCUUAGUACUGGUUAAUAAGCUGAUCUAUGAGUUGGUUAAUUCACACAAUCCAAUUAAACAAACACACAAUAGUAUGUUGUUUGUAAAUAUUUAGUCAUUAACUGUCCGGUGUGUCUGUAAGCGUAUUUAUUAUGUUACUGAACUAAAACUAAGAUAAUCAUGUCGUUUGUUAUACUCGUAUUGCAUUGAUAAUUAUGUUAAUCUACUUACUGAGAACAUUGUGUUUGUUUCAGAUAUAAGGUAAAUAUCAAAAUAUAAUGUUAAUUAUCAUUAAUGAAAUAUAUAUGUAUAUAUAUAUGAUAUAAAUCAUAGUUACACAAUUGUUUAAGUGAUAAUUUGUUAUGCUGUAUAAAAUAUAUAUAAUGUUUCAUGAUUGCUUUUUUAACGCAUACACGAACUGUCUGUCAGUGAACAAUCUGUGCGACAACCACUAUAUGUUGAAACAAGCAAGUGUGGGUUCCCAUGCGUUUACGAAAAAUACUUUAAAUGAAUAAUUGUUUAAAGAAAACAACUUGAAAAUGUGUAUGUAGAUAUUUUAUUCGUUCCUAAUUGAAUAUACUAUGUACUUGAUGUAAGGGAGAUGUUUGUAAAAAAAAUAUAAUUUCAUGAUUUUAACAAUUAUUUAUAUCAUAAAUGAUAAAGUUAAGAAAAAGUUAAAUGUUUAUGCUGUAAGACUGAUUAUAAGUAUUGUUAUUAUAAUAAUUCUUAGUGAUAUUAUUUAAUGAGUCUUAUUUAUUUUAUCUUAUUUUAUUUCAGCAAGUGUGACUUAGUGUGAUUUUGAUACGCAAAUAAAUAACGGAAUUGGU